Carassius auratus (goldfish) is the source of this 1079-nucleotide messenger RNA. It is a transcript of the gene necap2, whose product is annotated as NECAP endocytosis associated 2. Bases 56 to 832 code for a protein of 258 amino acids. The transcript is spliced from 8 exons. Lineage: Eukaryota; Metazoa; Chordata; Actinopteri; Cypriniformes; Cyprinidae. Gene Ontology annotation, biological process: endocytosis. The record is from RefSeq and is a predicted model, not a curated record. Gene Ontology annotation, cellular component: membrane; clathrin vesicle coat.
GUCGUUUGCUCGCACGGAUGGCAGGCGGAAGCGGAAGCGCAGUGAUGUGUCGGUAAUGAUGGCGGAUAGCAGCGAUCAGUAUGAGUCGGUUCUGUGUGUGAAGUCAGAGGUCCAUGUUUACCGGAUCCCGCCCCGGAGCUCCAACCGCGGAUACCGGGCAGCGGACUGGAAGCUGGAUGAGCCGGCAUGGAGCGGACGCAUGAAAAUCACAGCUAAAGGAAAAACAGCCUUCAUUAAACUGGAGGACAGAAUCACAGGCGAGCUGUUCGCUCAGGCCCCGGUGGAUCAGUACCCAGGGAGCGUGGUGGAGUCCGUCAGUGACUCCAGCAGAUACUUCGUCAUCAAGAUCGAGGACGGAAACGGGCGGCAUGCGUUCAUCGGCAUCGGUUUCGCAGAUCGUGGCGACUCGUUUGAUUUCAACGUGGCAUUACAGGAUCAUUUUAAGUGGGUGAAACAGGAAGGUGAAUUAGCCCGACAGGAAGCAGCUCAGGUUUCAGCGCCGAAGCUGGACUUGGGUUUCAAAGAGGGUCAGACCAUCAAGAUCAACAUCGGGAACAUAAAGAAGAAAGACUCCGGCGGUGCAGCAGGGAAGUCUCGUUCGAUGAGCGGCUCUUUACUUCCUCCUCCACCUGGAGUCAAAUCCUCGGCUCUGGUUCCUCCGCCCACAGCACAGCAGACCACGCCCACUGCUCCGCCCAGCACAGGGAUGAUACUGGACUUCGGAGCCCCUGCCCCCGCCGUAGCUCCGCCCUCUCAGGACCAGUGGGGUGAUUUCACGGCUGCAGGCUCGGGGGCCGCUCAGGACUCGCGGUCGGGAUGGGUGCAGUUCUAGCGGACGGAGGACGCGCGGACGCUGUUUUCUAUGCAAUCACGCAGCUGCACGGCUGAUAUCUGCUGCAUUCCAGCGGGUCUUGAGUUUCAGACAUGUUUCUCUUUACUUAAUUGUCGUCAGUAUCGUCUCCCGUCUGUCUUUAAAGCUGAAAUGUGUCAUUAUAAUGACUGUUUCUGAACAGGUUUCCUGAACACUCGUCUCAUUGGUCGGCCUCACGGUUGGCCCCGCCCCAAACAGGUUAACAGAA